UGGUGGUGGUGCUGGUGGUAGUGCUUGUUGUUGCUGCUUCUGCCCGUGGUUGGUGGCGGCAGCGGAUGCGAUUUUCCGCGCAUUUUUCGGGAGCGAUUUUAUUUCGAGGCGGCGCUUCAGCCGCGCAGCCUCCGCGUGGCGGCUCGGCGACAUUUUACUCGCAGGCGGCUCCCCUCCACCACCACCAUCACCACCACCACCACCAUCAUCACCACCACCACCACAGGCAGCCGCUACAUCUCUUCUCCUCUUCAUCAACAUCGUCCACCACCAGCAGCACCACCACUACCACCACCAACAACAACAACAGCAGCAGCAGCAACAACCGCGCUUCUUCCAUCUGCCCCGUCGCCAGCUAGGGCUGACCUCGGUCGCUCGACCAUCAACAACAACCACCAUCAACAACAACCACCAUCAACAACAACCACCACCACCAACAACAACCACCACCGUCUCUUCUGUCGUCGAGCACCAGCAGCGAGGCGGAGUUGACGACGCUGGUGGUGGGAGGAUUGUUGGGGGGGUCGGGGGUGGGGGGUGGGGGGACGACUUCUUCCCGGUCAACAACAACAACAUCACCAACAACAACAUCACCAACAACAACAUCACCAACAACAACAAUCGUCUUUGUUGUGCUCGACCUGAGCGAGUGGAGUAGUUGGGGCGAGUCGUGGUCGUGGACGAGUUCCUCUCGGGGUGCCCUUGGGGGAGAGGGGGGUGCUGGUGGUGGUUGUUGUUGUUGUUGAUAUAGUUGUUGUUUAAAUAGUUGUUUAAAUAGUCGUCGUAGUUGCUGCUGCUGCUGCUGUUGUUUAUAACGCCGCCGCCGCCGCUGCUGCUGCUGCUACCGUCAAUUAUUGAAUCAGUGGACGACUCACUCCAACAACAACCACCACAACAACCACCACAACCAGCACCACCACCACCACGUGUAGCAGUAAGGGGGGUAGCCAUGAACAAGUUGUACAUCGGCAACGUGAGCGAGUCUGCGGCGGCGUGCGACCUGGAGUCGCUCUUCUCGGAGCGGCAGCUGCCGUGGCUGGGCCACUUCGUGCUCAAGGCGGGCGGCUUCGCCUUCGUCGACUGCCCCGACGAGACGGGGGCUCUGAGAGCCAUCGAGACCCUCUCGGGGAAAGUGGAACUCCACGGGAAGGCGCUUGACGUGGACUACUCCGUGGCCAGGAAGCAACGGUGAGCAAGGAGCAAGCUCUCCCCCCCG
Lethenteron reissneri (Far Eastern brook lamprey) is the source of this 1216-nucleotide messenger RNA. Its product is annotated as insulin-like growth factor 2 mRNA-binding protein 3-A. The record is from RefSeq and is a predicted model, not a curated record. Lineage: Eukaryota; Metazoa; Chordata; Hyperoartia; Petromyzontiformes; Petromyzontidae. Gene Ontology annotation, molecular function: RNA binding.